AUAAAUUAUUGCACAACAAGUAGGAAUUUAUAGUCAAAUUAUAAAAAUUAUAAAAAUUGAUCUCUACAACACACAAAGCAAAAUGGAAGAAAGAGAGCGGCGUUUGUUUACAUUUAAGCAAUCGAGAGCGGGCGCAGCAAUUUCCAGCAAUAGACGAAAUUUUUGGGUUAUGCUGCUGCUUGUCGUCUUGCUGGGAACGAACAGCUGCAAUGGUUCAGAUGGAACACAACUUCAAGCGCCCCGCUUUACUACACAGCCUUCAUCCUCAGGAUCAAUAGUGAGCGAAGGACGUAAUAAAAUUUUACAAUGUCAUGCAUUAGGAUAUCCACAACCAACUUACCGCUGGCUUAAGGAUGGAGUACCAAUUGGUGACUUUUCACCCAGUCAGUACUAUCGCAUUCACAAUACAAGGAGAGGAGAUGCUGGCAGUUAUCAGUGCAUUGCAAAAAAUGACGCCGGUUCAAUAUUUAGCGAAAAAAUUGAUGUAGUCGUUGCAUACAUGGGCAUAUUUGAAAACGUAACGGAAGGACAACUUGCAGUACAGUCCGGCCAUCCAGCCGUUUUCGAUUUACCACCCGUUGAGUCAGUGCCAACGCCUUCCGUUAUCUGGCAAACAGAAGAGGGCCCUCUUAACUACGACAUCAAAUAUGCUUUUACUAAAUCGAAUCAAUUGAUUAUAUUAAGCACCGAUGAAACAGAUCGAAAGGCGUAUAGGGCACGUGCUUUCAAUACACAGUUGGGUAAGGAGGAGAUUAGCGCUUUUAUUCAUUUGAAUGUAACGGGCGAUCCAUACGUGGACGUGACACCGGAAAUAAUUGUUCAUCCGGAGGAUAUGAAGUUGAAGCGGGGCGAACAAGUAGUGGAGCUACAAUGCAUAACAAAUGCAAGGCCUUUAUAUGAAUUAGAAACACUCUGGUAUAAGGAUGGUAUUGUAAUAGAGAAUGCUGGUGUAGCGCAUACACUCAAUGAUCCUUGGAAUCGUUCGCUUGCAUUGCUAUCCGCAAACCUAACACAUUCAGGCGAGUAUAUGUGUCAAGUACGUUUACGUAGCGAUGCGUUUGCUGUAGUUAAUUCAACAGCUAAAAUUGAAGUGCUCGAACCACCAACAUUUUUUACACCAAUGCGAACAGAUACUUUUGGUGAGUUUGGUACUUUGGUAACUUUACCGUGCGAUGUUAUUGGUGAUCCAGUACCGAAAGUAAAAUGGUUUAAAAAUGCUGAUCCAAUUGACGUGAAUAGUGGCAAAUACGUUGUAGGCGAAGACAAUUCCUUAAAUAUCAAGAAACUUUCAUUAGACGAUUCGGCAAUGUUUCAGUGCUUGGCGAAAAAUGAUGUCGGUGAAAAAUCAUCUUAUACAUGGCUGCGUGUAAAAACAACCAAACCCAAUGCUGCGGAUUAUGCUUACAAUAUUCAUAAAUUCCUACCUGCAACUAAUCAAAUAAUCUCCUCUGCUACUGCAACUAACAAAAUUCUUAAUAACAAACUGUUGCAUCUUGCGAAUGUGGGACUUGAUAGUCAUAAGGGUUAUGUCAGCAAUUUACUAAAACGUAUAAAACGCUUGGCGCAACCCCGUAUAUUACGGGCAAGAGCAUCGCACUCUGGAACAGGAACGGGUUCUAGGCGCAAGGAUAUACGCUUUGCGUCUGCUCCCGUUAUGGAGAAGCCGCCUCAAAAUGUAACCGCGCUGGAUGGAAAGGAUGCGACCAUAUCUUGUCGUGCUGUGGGAGCACCAAAUCCCAACAUCACUUGGAUUUUCAAUGAGAUGCAACUUGUUGAGAUUUCGAGUCGCGUUCAAAUUCUGGAAUCUGGUGAUUUAUUAAUUUCGAAUAUACGCGAAUCGGAUGCUGGUCUAUAUACUUGUGUGCGCUCCAAUGAAGCCGGCACUGUUAAUGGUGAAGCAUAUCUUGGAGUUAUGGUGAGGACACAAAUCAUACAACCACCGGUGGAUACAACAGUGCUGCUGGGACUUACUGCUACACUGCAAUGCAAAGUCUCCAGCGAUCCAACAGUGCCAUUCAAUAUCGAUUGGUAUCGCGAAGGUCAUCCAAUGCCAAUCAGUAAUUCACAGCGCAUUGGCGUACAAGCGGACGGCACUCUGGAGAUACAAGCAGUACGCGCCUCCGACGUUGGCACUUAUUCAUGUGUGGUUACAUCGCCAGGUGGCAAUGAAACGCGGUCAGCGCGAUUAAGUGUCAUCGAACUGCCGUUUCCACCAACAAAUGUUAAAGUUGCGCGCUUAGAUGCACCAAACCAACGUACCAUCAACAUAUCAUGGACACCGGGUUUUGAUGGCAACAGUCCAAUAUUAAAAUUCAUCAUACAACGCCGUGAAGUAUCAGAACUAGAAAAAUUCGUAGGUCCAGUUCCAGACCCUUUACUAAAUUGGGUAACCGAAUUGAGUAAUGUGUCGGCUGAACAUCGUUGGAUUUUGCUGAAAACACUUAAAGCUGCUACAGUUUAUCAAUUUCGAGUCAGCGCCGUCAAUCGUGUUGGAGAAGGUUCCCCUUCCGAGCCUAGUAAUAUUGUGGAGCUACCACAAGAAGCACCAUCAGGGCCACCUGUUGGAUUUGUAGGUUCAGCUCGAUCAAUGUCAGAAAUUAUAACGCAAUGGCAACCGCCUUUGGAAGAACAUCGCAACGGACAAAUUCUUGGCUAUAUAAUACGUUAUCGUCUCUUUGGUUAUAACAAUGUACCUUGGACAUAUCAGAAUAUUACAAAUGAAGCGCAACGAAACUAUUUAAUACAAGAACUCAUCACAUGGAAAGAUUAUAUAGUACAAAUCGCAGCUUAUAACAAUAUGGGAGUGGGUGUGUACACCGAAGGAGCUAGAAUAAAAACAAAAGAAGGCAUACCGGAAGCACCACCUACAAAUGUUAAAGUUAUUGCCAUAAAUUCUACUUCAGUUAAAGUAUCCUGGAUACCACCAAAUCCACAACAAAUAAACGGCAUAAACCAAGGAUAUAAAAUACAAGCUUGGCGUCAUGAAAUGAACGAUGAUGACUUGGAAGAAACUGAAGCCCGAAUGAUCACAGUACCGCCAAGUCUAAUUGAUCCACUUGCCGAACAAAUUGCUAUUCUAAGUGGACUGGAAAAAUUCACGGAUUAUAAUAUAACAGUUUUAUGCUUCACAGAUCCUGGUGAAGGUGUUCGUAGCUAUAAAAUAGCUGUUAAAACGAAAGAGGAUGUGCCAGAUGAAAUUACCGCUUUGCAUUUUGAUGAAGUUUCAGACAGAUCUGUUAAAGUGUUGUGGGCACCACCGAAAAAUUUAAAUGGAAUUUUGACUGGUUAUACCGUACGGUAUAAAGUUAAAGAUCAUCCUGAAACUUUAAAAUCAGUUAAUUUGACUGCUGAUGAUACACAGUUAACAGUUACACAAUUACAAGCCACUACACAUUACUGGUUUGAAAUAAAGGCAUGGACUAAAGUUGGUGGGGGACCUGCAAAAACUGCAACAAUACAGUCGGGAGUUGAGCCUGUAUUGCCACAUCCACCAACAAAUUUGGCGCUUUCUAAUAUAGAGGCAUUCUCGGUUGUGUUGCAAUUUACGCCUGGGUUUGAUGGUAACUCAUCUAUUACGAAAUGGAAAGUGGAUGCACAAACUGCGCGUAAUAUGACCUGGUUUACAGUCUGUGAAAUAUCAGAUCCUGAUGCAGAAACUUUAACAGUAACGGGACUAAUGCCAUUCACUCAAUACCGUUUACGUCUGAGUGCUACAAAUGUUGUGGGCUCUUCCCAGCCUUCCGAAGCUACCAAAGACUUUCAAACUAUACAGGCAAGACCAAUGCAUCCACCAUUUAAUGUAACAGUGCGAGCAAUGAGUGCUACACAGUUAAGAGUACGCUGGAUUCCAUUACAACAAACUGAAUGGUUUGGAAAUCCUCGUGGUUAUAACAUUACAUAUCGUCAAAUUGAAAGCAUAACGAAGGUAUCAGCGAAAUCUGUAUUAAUUGAAGAUCAUACUGCGAAUUCGCAUGUGCUAGAAGGUUUAGAAGAAUGGACACUUUACGAGGUUUUGAUGAAUGCUUGUAAUGAUGUGGGUUUCUCGAGAGAUAGUGCAAUUGCUGUCGAACGAACACGUGAAGCGGUACCUUCGUAUGGUCCUUUAGAGGUGCAAGCCAAUGCCACAUCCUCCACAACAAUUGUAGUACGCUGGGGUGAAGUGCCGAAGCAGCAUCGUAAUGGUCAAAUUGAUGGCUACAAAGUGUUUUAUGCCGCUACUAACCGUGGCGGUCAAGUGCUACACAAAACCAUAUCAAAUAAUGCUUCCUACACAACUACAUUGACUGAACUAAAAAAAUUCGUAAUCUACCACAUACAAGUACUUGCAUUUACUAGACUCGGUGAUGGUGCUUUAAGUACUCCUCCAGUACGUGUACAAACAUUUGAAGACACACCAGGUCCGCCUUCCAACGUAAGCUUUCCAGAUGUAUCAUUUUCGACUGCUCGUAUAAUUUGGGAUGUACCUGAAGAUCCAAAUGGCGAAAUCUUAGCUUAUCAAGUGACAUAUUCAUUAAAUGGCAGUGUUAAUCUUAACUACAGUCGUGAAUUUCCACCAUCAGAUCGCACUUUUAGAGCAACACAAUUGUUGGCAGAACGGUAUUAUAUUUUUAGUGUCACAGCUCAAACACGUCUGGGUUGGGGUAAAACCGCCGCAGUUCUUGUUUACACUACAAACAAUCGCGAACGCCCACAACCACCAUCUAUGCCACAAAUAUCGCGUAGUCAAAUACAAGCACAUCAAAUAACUUUCAGUUGGACACCCGGCCGUGAUGGAUUCGCCCCACUUCGCUAUUACACUGUACAAUUACGAGAGAAUGAUGGUCCUUGGACAAUACUGCCAGAACGCGUCGAUCCUGCAUUUACUUCUUAUACUGCAAUUAAUUUGAAACCACAUACUACAUAUCAAUUUCGCAUACAAGCGACAAACGAUUUAGGUGCAUCAGCGUUUAGCCGUGAAAGCAUUGUAGUGCGUACACUCCCAGCAGCACCAGCAGUUGGGGUAUCCAAUUUGAAAGUGGUACCAAUAACAACAACAUCUGUACGUGUUCACUGGAAUGCACUGGAAACUAGUUUGUGGAAUGGAGACGCAGCAACUGGUGGUUAUCGUGUUAUGUAUCAACAAUUAGCCGAUCUUCAAACAAUUUCCUCAACCCCAAAAACAGAUAUAAUGGGUAUAAAUGCAAAUUCAAUGGUGUUGACUGACCUGCAGCAAGAUCGUAAUUAUGAAAUUGUUGUGUUGCCUUUUAAUUCACAAGGUCCCGGUCCUGUUACACCACCAGCUGCCGUUUAUGUUGGCGAAGCUGUACCAACUGGGGAACCUCGUGCAGUUGAUGCAGCUCCUAUUUCUAGUACAGAAGUAAGACUUCGUUGGAAACCACCAAAGCAAAGCAUGCAAAAUGGUGAUCUCUUAGGUUAUAAAAUAUUUUACUUAGUUACUGACUCGCCACAAGAGUUGGAAGAGGGUCGGAAAUGGGAAGAAGAAAUCGAAGUUGUUUCAGCCACUGCUACUUCACACAGUCUUGUGUUUCUUGACAAAUUCACUGAAUACCGGGUACAGAUAUUGGCUUUCAACCCAGCAGGCGAUGGACCACGUUCACAACCUAUAACUGUUAAAACAUUGCAAGGCCUGCCAAGUGCGCCAUUGAAUUUACGAUUUGAAGAUAUAACAAUGCAAAGCCUUAAAGUAUCAUGGGACGUCCCAAAAUUUCGUAAUGGUGAAAUACUUGGAUACUUGGUAACCUAUGAGACAACCGAGGAAAACGAAAAAUUCAGCAAACAAGUGAAACAAAAGGUUUCCAACACAAAUUUACUUGUACAAAAUCUAGAAGAAGAAGUUACUUAUACAUUUACGGUACGAGCACAAACCAUUGACUAUGGUCCAGCUGUUAGCGAAAAUGUGACAACUGGUCCACAGGAUGGCUCUCCAAUAGCACCUAGAGACUUAAUUCUUGCUAAAACACUUUCGAGUGUAGAAAUGCAUUGGCUUAAUGGGCCUUCCGGCAGAGGGCCAAUACUUGGCUAUUACAUUGAAGCAAAAAAGCGCGACGAUUCUCGUUGGGAGACAAUUACGCGAACGACCACUGGCACCAUGCAGGAUUUUACUGUCAGCUAUCAAAGUUUACUACCAUCCACCGCCUACACAUUCCGCGUCAUUGCCUACAAUCGUUACGGCAUAUCGUUCCCAGUUUAUUCAAAGGACUCAAUACUGACACCUUCUAAACUGCAUUUGGAAUACGGUUAUCUGCAGCAUAAACCAUUUUACCGCCAAACGUGGUUUAUGGUUGCUUUAGCUGCCACAUCCAUUGUCAUAAUAAUCAUGGUAAUAGCAGUGCUGUGCGUAAAGAGUAAAAGCUAUAAAUAUAAACAAGAAGCACAGAAAACUUUAGAAGAGUCAAUGGCUAUGUCAAUCGAUGAACGGCAGGAGCUUGCUUUGGAAUUGUAUCGUUCACGACAUGGUGUUGGUACAGGCACACUGAAUAGUGCUGGCACUUUAAGUCGUGGUACACUUGGUACGUUGGGACGAAAAUCAACAAAUCGACCACCAACAAGUUUGCAACUUGGCAAGAGUCCACCAAGACCUUCUCCAGCUUCAGUGGCAUAUCAUAGCGAUGAGGAGAGCUUAAAAUGCUACGAUGAGAACCCAGAUGAUAGUAGUGUGACGGAAAAACCAUCCGAAGUUAGUUCGUCUGAAGCAUCACAGCAUUCGGAAAGCGAAAACGAGAGUGUGCGGUCGGAUCCACAUUCUUUUGUCAAUCACUACGCAAAUGUCAACGACUCGCUGCGUCAAUCCUGGAAGAAAACGAAGCCAGUGCGAAAUUAUUCAAGUUACACAGACUCCGAACCGGAGGGUAGUGCAGUGAUGAGUCUCAAUGGCGGUCAAAUCAUUGUCAAUAAUAUGGCCAGAUCGAGAGCACCAUUGCCUGGCUUCUCCUCAUUUGUCUGACAAUCAACAGAGUUUUAAGGAACACGUAAAACCAAAAUUCCAUGGAUUUAUUAAGAUAAGAACAAAAUUGUUUUAGACUAGACAUACGUUAGUAAACACGCACACACAAACCUAUACAAGUUUUAAUGUGUUUGUGAGUGCCAGUGAAGGUUACUGCCGUUUUUUUUUAAUUUUUUGACAAUGCAAAAAACUUUAAAAUUAAGAGGGCUAAGCUACGAUGAUUUUUGUUUUAAUUUAAAAUAUUUUUAGAAAUAAAUUAGCGCAAUUAAUUAUUAAUCUAAUUAUGUUUUUGUGUAGUGUGAAUGUUGACUGAACUGUUUUAUAUACAAUUUUAUGUACUUGUUUUUUAUAUACA
Teleopsis dalmanni is the source of this 7298-nucleotide messenger RNA. It is a transcript of the gene sdk, whose product is annotated as protein sidekick. NCBI's taxonomy places the organism in Eukaryota, Metazoa, Arthropoda, Insecta, Diptera, Diopsidae. The coding region runs from base 83 to 6943 and encodes 2286 amino acids. The transcript is spliced from 16 exons. The record is from RefSeq and is a predicted model, not a curated record. Gene Ontology annotation, molecular function: protein binding. Gene Ontology annotation, biological process: cell-cell adhesion.